CCUCGGCGUCAUCAGCACGCGUGAACAAAAUCCCCAACAAUAAACAAGACGAAAUUAAAGAUUCAGAUGUGUGAGGGGCCUUCAUCAAUAUCUGGGCCAAUCCCCCCUGAUCCUUCUCUGUUUCCUCAGUACUACAGACGACCUGCUUCAGCUCGUGGACGUUUAGAGGGAAACCAUGAUGGGACUUUGGCCCUACUGUCAGGGCCACUUGCUCCAGAUCCUGUGUUGUACCCUGGCUGCUACAGUGCUCGAACCCCAGCACAUCCCCACCGUAUUGGCCCUAAUGCCACCCAUAUUCUGGAAAGAGGACAAAGAGGGGUAGUGGGGGAACUACUCAAACUAGAUGGUGUUUCAAUCACCCCUGUUCCCAAACAGAAACAGCGAGUACAUGACUUUAGUAAAGAGAAUGUGCGUCGUCUCCGUGAGAUCCAGAGACGCUGCAAAGAGCAGGAGGCUGAGAGAGCGAAGUCCCGUCCAGUUCCAGUCAAAGCUCUGUGGACCUCCUCCAAAUUUGAGAAUGUCCCCUCCAGGGUGAUGGCCCAGUUACAGGUUUCUAGUCCAACUGUUAAACCACAGUGCCAAAAAUUUCUGAGGGCCCACUCUAACGGUGGACGUACUGCCCCACUAAGACCAACCUCCAAAACUUCAGUACCUACCUCCUGCAACUCUGCACAUGACCAGGAUUUGCAGUUACAGGUUCAAGGUCAGACCAUAGACUUCAUAACACAUAAUGCCCGGGCUGCAGGAAAAGCUGUGCUGCGUCGUUCCCAGUCACUGACAAACCUAAGAGAUAAGCCUGUACCCAGUGCAGUCAAGGGACAGGUGCCUCAGUAUCUUGAGGAAAGGAAGAAGCAGUGGCGUAAAGAGGAGGAGGAGAGACAGAGGAACGCACCUGAUCCUACAAUCCCAGCUGGCCACACCCUGAUGCCUGAGAAUGAGAGACAGGAGACGCUGAAGUCCCUCAAAGAGACCCAUCGUUCCCUGGUGACAGAGCUGCUGUCACUCCCUCUCAAAGCUGACAAUCUGAGUGUUCGCUCACGAAGGGCUCACCUUGAUAGUAGGCUGUCUGAAAUCGAGGAGGCCAUUAAAAUAUUCUCCAGAGACAAAGUUUAUGUAAAAAUAGAUUCCUAACACAUGAGGAGGAAGAGGAUCGGGAGACAGAAGGAAGAGGAGGAGAAGGUCUUGUAAAUCCACUGCUUUAUUGAGAUUCGUUUUUAUUUUGUAGUUGUAUUAUUUAACAUAACACUGAA
This is a messenger RNA of Toxotes jaculatrix (banded archerfish), 1250 nucleotides long. It is a transcript of the gene enkd1, whose product is annotated as enkurin domain containing 1. The coding region runs from base 67 to 1131 and encodes 354 amino acids. NCBI's taxonomy places the organism in Eukaryota, Metazoa, Chordata, Actinopteri, Toxotidae. The record is from RefSeq and is a predicted model, not a curated record. Gene Ontology annotation, cellular component: cytoplasmic microtubule. The transcript has 8 exons.